Molecule: messenger RNA, 2719 nt
Organism: Polyodon spathula (Mississippi paddlefish)
Lineage: Eukaryota; Metazoa; Chordata; Actinopteri; Acipenseriformes; Polyodontidae
Product: class E basic helix-loop-helix protein 40-like
Exons: 5
Coding region: 318-1574 (418 amino acids)
Biological process (GO): regulation of transcription by RNA polymerase II; anterior/posterior pattern specification; regulation of neurogenesis
Cellular component (GO): nucleus
Molecular function (GO): RNA polymerase II cis-regulatory region sequence-specific DNA binding; protein dimerization activity; DNA-binding transcription factor activity, RNA polymerase II-specific
Source: RefSeq, a predicted model, not a curated record
CACAGGGCUUAUAUUAAUACGUAGCACACCCACCCACUCUCACACAUGAAUACAGCCUGCAGCCUGGAACUCCUGCAGUCUUCACUCGGAACUGGGUUGGUGAUAGCAAAAGAUAAGCAAUUUCUCUCUGGGCUCUGGGAACAAGUAAAUGCAAAUACAAAUAAAAGAAAAAGCGCACACCGAGGAAAUAAAUAAAUGAUAUUUGAUUCUGUCAGUAUCGGGUUUGUUUUGCUUGGUUUUUUUAUUGACCAACUUUGUUCGACAGAAUAAAAAUUACAUAGGCUACGGCACGAGUCUCUUAUAUUUUUACAAAGCAAAUGCAAGAAGAAAUGGAAAGGAUUACAACAGCACAGCCGCCACCUUCCUGCACUGGGAAGCUUUCGUCGCUGGAGAACACAGACUUGCAAGGAAUGGACUUUUCUCAUAUGUAUGUUUACAAACCAAGAAUAGGGAACAAACGGGGUGAAGACAGCAAGGAAACGUACAAAUUGCCGCACAGACUAAUAGAGAAGAAAAGACGCGAUAGGAUUAACGAGUGCAUUGCCCAACUGAAGGAUUUGUUGCCAGAACAUCUGAAACUUACAACUUUGGGUCAUUUGGAAAAGGCAGUGGUUCUGGAACUGACUUUGAAACACGUAAAAACCCUAACAAGUCUUAUCGAACAACAGCAGCAGAAAAUCAUUGCGCUGCAGAACGGCUUACACGUUGGGGAGCAGUCAGUUCAAAGCCAUGAAGACAGUGAGGAGAUGUUCCGUUCUGGGUUCCACAUGUGUGCCAAAGAGGUGCUGGAGUACCUGUCAAAGCAGGAGAACAGCAGGGAGCUCACCCCUUCAAACAUGAUGAACCACCUCCACAAGGUGGCAUCUGAGGUCCUGCAAGACUCUCCCAGUGUCCGAACAGAAGAGCAGAUCCUCAAAGCACUCGACCUGAAAGACGAGCCCAGCACCUCAUCGCAACCUCGCAGCUUCGAGGGGCGCGGCAAAAACUGUGUGCCGGUCAUUCAGAGGACGUACACCCAGGCGGGUGGGGAGCUAAGUGGCAGUGACACGGACACAGACAGUGGGUAUGGAGGAGAGGUGGAGAAAAAUGACUCUGCAACCAACCGGCAGUCCUACAGCAAAGAAAAUGAACUGAAAUGCACGAUGACAGGCAGGGUGAGCUGCAUCAAACAGGAAAGUGAAGAUCCACCCACAAAAAGGAUGAGGACAGAAUCGUCUGAAGAUGAGUCUGUGUCAGGCGGGGAGCUGAUGGGGAUGCACAGCAGAUUCUUGGGUUUCUCCCCACACCAGACUCCUAUGUGCAUGCCUUUUUAUUUUAUCCCACCAUCUGCGGCAACCUAUUUGCCAAUGCUGGAGAAAUGCUGGUACCCUGCUUCAGUGCCGGUUUUAUACCCCAGUCUUCCAGGCUCGGCAUCCCCUCUUACAGGGGUUCUGAAUCCCGAUAAGCACCCAUCUUCUCUGCUAAUGUCUCCCAGGGUAGGCUCGCCUGUAGCAGCCCAAACCCCUAUGGACUCCCCAGCUUUGCUACGAGCUUUAAAGCAAGCCCUUCCUUUGAACCUGGAAACCAAAGACUGAGAACUUCAAUAUGCUAUGAAUCUGGUUGAAAGUUGGUUAACAGGAGAGGGGGACUAGAGCUGCCCAGGAACCUUUCAGUCCCAUUUCCUCCCCAUGAAAUGAGACGGUUCUGCAAGGGAGCAAAGCGUGCAACGCCACCUAAAUUGAGCAAAAGGACAAUGCUGAAAAGGGUAAUGAGGGACUGUCUGCAAGGGGUGGCACUAAUCAGACACCAUUAGUGGUGGCAAACUGAAAAGCACCCUUCUGCUGAAUAUCAAUGUUGAGAAUGUUAAAUGUGGACAGUCCCUCAUUAUAAUAAACUGUCUAAGAUCUACCCUUUGCACAUAUGCCUCUGAAUGGAAAAAACAAACAAAAAACCUUGACAUGCUGUAAAUCUUUGGAUCAGACACUUUUACACUUGUAGCAGUAGUUGCCAAAUUGUAUCUGGACAGUCCCUAGACCAAAUAUUAGUUGUGAUAUUGCAACUGACAAUGGCUGCUGUGUUCUCAAAAUUAAAAGGACCAGAACAGUGAAUAAGAAAAAAAUGCGAAAAGGCAUGCUAACCCUAUUCUUAUAAAACUUCCCCCAAGGAUUACAGUAUGUGGGGAUAAAUAGCAAGCAUAUUUAUUCUCCAGUUUAGUUAUGUCGUACCCUCACGAGCGUGUGAGGCGACAUGCUGACACAUAUUUGAGUUCAGAUUUCAUUGCCCCUGCUUGUUGAUCGCUCCCUGUAAUAUACAGGCCUAUUGAUUUUCAAAGCAAUCGCUUGUAAUGAAUUCUCUCAUGCUACCUGUACAGCUGUAUUUUUUUUAUGUGUCCUGCACACAUUGUAAGAAGGAUUUUUGUCACAAACACAUGUAUAGCAUUGUGCUAGCCUCGAAAUGCACCAUGCUUAAUAUCUCAUCUGUCCUUUGUACAUGAUGUUGCCUUUUAUUUGUAAAAACUGGUGAAACAAAAUCAGACAUUUAUUAUUAUUGUUAUUUUUAUUAUUAUAUGUAUUUGUAUAAAUACUUAAGUCUAAAGAAAUAAAAGUGAAUGUAAUAUUUUAAAAAGAUUUGUUUUUAUAGGGAGCGGUACUUUGAAUUUUUAUUUUGGAGGUUGUCUUGUAUAUAUUUUGUCUAAAGUAAAUGUUCAUACACAGUAUAUAAACUUAUUAAUAAAAAAAUU